UUGGAUCCCACAACUAAAGGGCUCCGGGGUGUUGUGGAAAUGGCCCCUCCUUGCAUUAUUUAAACAACCUUCGUGUCUAAGCCAGAUUUUAGUGACUCCGCAUUGGUGGCUUUCUUUCCUUUCCAGCACUGGAGGCAACUCCUCUCCUGCCUAUUUCUGUCUGCCCCUCCUACCUCCGAGCUGGCCCCCGAAGCCCAGGCUUGAAUUAUUUAAACAAUCCUAGGACUCUUUCACCAAGGAUCCCCGAGGAUUGGAAUUAGUGUUAGAAUUAGGGAAAAGGCUGGGUGGAACCAGCUGUUCAGGGCAGGCCCCCAGAGAAGAGAUUCCUAGCUCUUGUCCCGUCUCCAGUCCCAUUGUCCUUGGCCCUCUGACGAUACUCAGAGAGCUGCUAACCCCAGCCCUGUCAGCCUCCUGAAGGUAAGGGUAACUAAAGAUUUCCCCACAACCCCCCCUCAGACUUCAGGAUCUUCAAAUCUUGCCCCCAUCCCCCCAAUAUUCUUAACCCCGUAAUAGUAAUAAGAGACCCUGAGCUGUCCCAACAUCAUUGUCAUUCUAAUGGUGUUUGGACAUCAUAGGGGUCAUAGAACCAGAGCUGGAAGGGAUGAGAAGUUGUGUAAUCCGACCUCCUCAUUUGACAGAGGUGGAAACUGAGGCAAGCAGAGGUGAAGUGACCUGCCCAAGGCCACUCAGUUAAUAAAUAGGUGUGACUCCAAACUCACGAGCUUCCAGCCCCCUUAUCAUCAUUGUCCCCUUAGUAACAUAUUGAGAUCUACAGCCUAUCCCAUCAUCUUUUAUCUGCCAACAGUAUCUACCCACAUUUCAGGUCACUUGGGUGUGGGAGGGGGCCAAGAUGAGAAGAGGCCCAGCAGCCACCCCAGUGGAAGCCUUCAGCAGGGGUUUAGCCCCACCUGGAGAUCCCAGUGCCACCCCUUCUACCAGUGCUCGGGUUGGGGGCACCGUGAAGGUCUAUCUGCCCAACCAACAGCGCACAGUGGUGACUGCACGGGAUGGGAUGACUGUCUCCGACUCAUUGGACAAGGCACUGAAGGUGCGGGGUCUGAAUCAGGACUGCUGUGCUGUGUAUCGCCUGGUGCAGGGCCGGAAGACAGCAACAGCCUGGGAUGCCGCCAUCGCUCCCUUGCAUGGGGAAGAGCUGACCGUGGAGGUCCGGGCUGACGUCCCCCUUGCAGCAGCCCACAACUUCGCCCGGAAGACGUUCCUGGCUCUUACCUUCUGUGACUUCUGCCGCCGCUUCCUCUUUCAUGGAUUCCGCUGCCAGACGUGUGGCUACAAGUUUCACCAACACUGCAGUGCCCGAGUCCCCACCGUCUGUGUCGACAUGGCCACCGCCCGCCAACCUUUCUACCGCAGUAUCCAGGAUUUGACCGGAGGCCCCGCUGCUCAUGAGGCUCAACCGGACAACCAGGCCCUCUGUGAGCCUCUCACCCCAAAGAGCCCCAGUACCCAACCCCAGACCUCCCAUGGGGAGGCCUUCACUUUCCCUGGGCCUGGAGGCCCAGCCUUGCAGAGGAUCCGUUCUACGUCCACACCCAACGUGCACAUGAUCAGCACCACGAUGCCUGUGGACAGCAGGCUCCUCCAGCAGGUAGGGCUUUCCCCCUUCUCUGAGGACCGAGGGAGCCAGGAAGGUUCGGGAAGGACCCCUCAAAGCAGCCCUGGCCUUGUUUCCCCUCCUGGAAGGAAAUCCCCGCACCCCAAGGCCUCAGCAGAGCCCAUUGAGCGCAAAGCCCCAGCCUCAGCUGAUGACAAGAAGAAAGUGAAGUCCCUGGGCUACCGAGACUCAGGCUACUAUUGGGAGGUGGCCCCAGGGGAGGUGCAGCUGCUGAAGAGGAUCGGGACGGGCUCAUUUGGCACCGUGUUCCGUGGGCGCUGGCACGGGGACGUGGCGGUGAAGGUACUAAAGGUGGCGCAGCCCACUGCUGAGCAAGCCCAGGCCUUCAAAAAUGAGAUGCAAGUCCUCAGGAAGACUCGCCACGUCAACAUCCUCUUGUUCAUGGGCUUCAUGACGAGGCCUGACUUUGCCAUCAUCACCCAGUGGUGCGAGGGCUCCAGCCUCUACCACCACCUCCACGUGGCCGAUACUCACUUCGACAUGGUGCAGCUGAUUGACGUGGCCCGACAGACGGCUCAGGGCAUGGACUACCUCCACGCCAAGAACAUCAUUCACCGAGACCUCAAGUCCAACAACAUCUUCCUGCAUGAGGGACUGACGGUGAAGAUUGGGGACUUUGGGCUGGCCACAGUGAAGACCCGCUGGAGUGGAGCCCAGCAAGUGGAGCAGCCCACGGGCUCUGUGCUCUGGAUGGCCUCAGAGGUGAUCCGAAUGCAGGACAAGAAUCCGUACAGCUUCCAGUCCGAUGUCUAUGCCUAUGGGGUGGUUCUCUAUGAGCUCAUGAGUGGCAGCCUCCCCUAUAGCCACAUCAACAACCGAGACCAGAUCAUCUUCAUGGUAGGACGAGGCUACCUGUCCCCAGACCUCACCAAGGUCUCCAACAACUGCCCCAAAGCCAUGAGGAGACUGCUGGCAGACUGCCUCCGCUUCCAGCGGGAGGAACGGCCCCUCUUCCCUGAGAUCCUGGUCACCAUUGAGCUGCUGCAGAGGGCGCUACCCAAGAUCGAGCGCAGCGCGUCGGAGCCCUCGCUGCACAGGGCCCAAGCUGAGGAGCUCCCCUCCUCCCUGCUGGGGGCCCUGCGCCUCUUUGGGCCCUAGUGGCCCGGAGCCCCCAGGUUGUGGCGCAGACCUAGCAGCAGUGACUCCAGCUUCUUCAGAGCCAGGC
This is a messenger RNA of Gracilinanus agilis (Agile Gracile Mouse Opossum), 2798 nucleotides long. It is a transcript of the gene ARAF, whose product is annotated as A-Raf proto-oncogene, serine/threonine kinase. Gene Ontology annotation, molecular function: protein kinase activity; ATP binding. Gene Ontology annotation, biological process: signal transduction; protein phosphorylation. Gene Ontology annotation, cellular component: cytosol; mitochondrion. The coding region runs from base 851 to 2731 and encodes 626 amino acids. Lineage: Eukaryota; Metazoa; Chordata; Mammalia; Didelphimorphia; Didelphidae. The record is from RefSeq and is a predicted model, not a curated record. The transcript is spliced from 14 exons.